AUGUCCAACGUACCUGAUUACUACGCUAUCCUUCAAAUCUCUACUGAUACAUCACACGAUGAUAUUCGCGAAGCAUACAAGAAACAAGCACUGUUGAGUCAUCCUGAUCGUCUGCCCAAAAACGCUACGCAUGAAGAAAGAGAAGAAGCCACCAAGAAGUUUCAAUUAGUUGCUGAUGCUUAUUAUAUUCUGGGAGAUCGAUCAAGAAAGGAGUCUUAUGAUAAGUCUCGAGCUAAACACCAUGACCGAUUUACGUCAUUUGCAUCUGCAAUGCCCAAUUCUUCGACAACACAAGCAAAUCAAAUAUUUGGAAAUAUCUUUGAAGAAUUGUUAAAACCUGAAGUUGAACAUCCUUCGCAUAUCUGGAGAAUAUUCGGUGCUUGCUCAGGCGCAGUGUUGGGCUUUAUUAUUGGAAAUGUUCCUGGCGCUGCAGUUGGUGCGUUUGCAGGAAAGACUUUGGGUCAAGUCAGAGAUCACAAAGGUGUUUCUGUAUACACAGCUUUCCAAAAACUCAGUAUGGAUCAGAGAAGAGAUAUCUUGACAGGUUUAUUAGCUCGAUUUGUCACAGCAGGUGCAUCAGGCAUGAUGAAGUAA
Messenger RNA from Mucor velutinosus, 594 nucleotides. RefSeq lists its product as uncharacterized. The record is from RefSeq and is a predicted model, not a curated record. The coding region runs from base 1 to 594 and encodes 197 amino acids. Gene Ontology annotation, cellular component: cytoplasm; nucleus. Lineage: Eukaryota; Fungi; Mucoromycota; Mucoromycetes; Mucorales; Mucoraceae. The transcript is spliced from 4 exons. Gene Ontology annotation, molecular function: protein-folding chaperone binding; protein folding chaperone.